GGGAUAUUGAAGUGAUUUAAAACAGUGGUUUCUAUCACGCCUUCAGCAGAUCCAACUGUAACACUUUACUCCGUUUCUUUUAUGACGAUGACGGCGCCUUCCAUUUCUGUUAUCCGGUUAAAAGCGACGCCGUUGCCGUCACCCUUUCCUCCGCUCUCCUCCACUCACCGCCGCGGAGUUCGCUGCUUCUUCACCAUUCCGGUCGCUUCCUCGGUCCGCCGGCAACCACAACGGCAAAAGCAAUAUGAGUCCAGGAAGGCCAAACAAUCGGAUAAAAGACUUCUCAAAGUUCGCGAAUCCGUUAAGCAGCUCGCUGAAGCUCCGGCUCCCGCGCUCUCGCCGGAUGAUAUGUCUCCUCGGCUCUCGGAAACUCAAGCUAUCGGCUUAGUUGCCGCUUCGCAAGCCAACUUCAUGCGCGUGAUUGUCCAAAUUCUUCCCCCAGAACAAGAAGAAGAGGAAGAACAUUCUGGAAACGUUGAAUCGGCGGCGGAUGAGGGGAACACAAAGUCUGAUUCCGUCGUCAGAGGUUGGAUUGGGAUGGAAUUGUUGUGCGUGGUGAAGGCGGUGUUGAAGAAGAUAAAGAGGAGAGUGUUGGUCGGGGACAGGGUUUUGGUAGGGUCCAUCGAUUGGGUGGAUAGGAGGGGUAUGAUUGAGGAUGUUUUUGAGAGAGAUUCUGAGACCGGGGAUCCUCCGGUGGCAAAUGUGGAUCAUUUGGUGGUUAUGUUCUCCAUGGACAAGCCCAAACCCGAGGCCAGUGGUUUGAAUAGAUUCUUGGUGGAAGCUGAAUCAACUGGCAUUCCUUUCACCAUUGCAUUCAACAAAUGCGAACUCGUCGAUCAACAGACGUUGUUAACUUGGAAAUCCAGGCUUCAGAGUUGGGGCUAUGAGCCGGUAUUCUGCAGUGUCGAAUCAAACCAUGGACUUGAUGUGUUACAUGCUAACUUGAGAGGAAAGACAUCUGUUAUUAUUGGUCCAAGCGGAGUCGGAAAAUCGAGUUUGAUUAAUGCUCUGAGGAACAAUAAGGAAUUUGUGGGUACUGCUGAACAAGAUAACUGGUUUGAUCCCAUUUUGGGCAGUAAUUGGUUGGAUGAGCAACGUGUUGCAGAGGUAUCAACAAGAAGUGGGAGAGGCAAGCACACUACUAGACAUGUUUCCUUGCUUCCGUUGCUCGGUGGGGGUUAUCUUGCUGAUACUCCUGGAUAUAACCAGCCUAAUUUGAUGAAAGUGACAAAGGAUUCCCUUGCACAACAUUUUCCUGAGAUACGAAAAAUGCUCAAGGAGAAAGAACCUUCCAAAUGUUCAUUCAAUGAUUGUUCACACCUUGGAGAACAGGGCUGCGUGGUGAGUGGAGAUUGGGAGAGAUACGCUUAUUACCUUGAAUUAUUCGAUGAGAUCAAACUUAGGGAGGAAUUUCAACUAAGGACACUAGGAACUAAGAGAGAAGGUGAUGUGAGGUAUGUUUAUUUUUGGAAUUGCAACUUUAUAAACGUCUCUGUUUCACUAUUCUGUAUGUAUUUUAUGUUCUGUGGCAUUGAUGUCGUUGAUAAUCGAUCAAAACAAGAAGGUACUCAAACUGUGUUUUAAAACCAACAUUUUCACCUCUGGUUCCCUAUGAGAAUUGCAUAAAGUGUAGGAACAUUUAAGUGUAUCCCUAUACUGCUAUAUGUCUGUUUAACAACCAAUACAACACCAUUUGUUUGAAGAGAAAACUUAUGAAAUUCAAAUGAAUAGUACUUUCGGUCUAUGUAUAGUUACGGUUUACUUAACUGAUUCUUGUAGAAACAUUUAAUUUGAGCCCUAUUCUGCUAUUUCUGUCAGGGGUGGUAAGUUACAAACCAGUUUAACACCAGUUGUUUGAAGAGAAAACUUAUAAAAUGCGAAACACUGAUUCGUAGUUCCGGUUCAUGGAGCUUUACUGUUUACGUUACUGAUUCUUGUGGUUGAUAUCAGUUUACUGUAACACAAACCAUCUGCAAGUCCAGCUGGCUCAUAUCUCUCUCUUUCUGUUUUUUCUUUUUACAAAUAUCUAAGCUCUUAUUUCAGAUACAAGGUGGGAGGCAAAGGUAUCAAGCAAGCAGAACCACUUUUGGAACCCAAGAAGCAUAGAAGGCAAUCACGCAAGAGUAUGAAUCAGUCAAUAUCAGAUGAACUAGAUGAAUACUUUGAGGAUAAAGAAAACAGAGUUGAAGACGAAGAUCCAUUUCUGAGGGCUAUGAGGCAAGAAAAUCAGUGAGGAUACCUUGUCGUUAUCUACCGUAAAUAACUUAUUAAGCUUUUAGGUUAGGAAGGAUCAAGUUGUCAUCAAUUACUCACGAACAUACAUUUUGUUUCUGCCAUAGUUUUAUCUUUCAUCAUGGAGGGAACUUGACAUUUGUACAUUUAAUGGCAGAAGAAGAGAGAAGAAAGACUGUAGAUAGAGAAAGAGAGAACUGCGAUUGUAAAUUGUCUAGGCAGAACUUAUGUCCGCUAGGCCAUUUCUAACCAGGUCAUGUAAAGUUUUGUUAAUGAAUCAUGGUAGCUUAACACAAGAAAAUCCUUUACUUUCCCUAUCAAUUUUUACACCGAAGAAAAAGUGACUCUAGUUUCAUCAGACACUAGCAGCUUCAAUCCUUGAUUAUGAAUUACCAAUAUGCAGUUAUCUAGUCCAAAGACAAAAGGAAAGACCAAGGCAAAAACCAGGUCACCUUUGGAGAGAGUAAACAUAACCAUUCCCAUAUAGUCAUCCUUAUAGCAGAACUUUAAGGAUGGAG
This is a messenger RNA of Oldenlandia corymbosa var. corymbosa, 2750 nucleotides long. NCBI's taxonomy places the organism in Eukaryota, Viridiplantae, Streptophyta, Magnoliopsida, Gentianales, Rubiaceae. The record is from the annotation of a GenBank genome assembly.